This is a messenger RNA of Aspergillus fijiensis CBS 313.89, 2616 nucleotides long. RefSeq lists its product as uncharacterized. Gene Ontology annotation, cellular component: chromatin. The transcript is spliced from 6 exons. Lineage: Eukaryota; Fungi; Ascomycota; Eurotiomycetes; Eurotiales; Aspergillaceae. The record is from RefSeq and is a predicted model, not a curated record. Bases 1 to 2616 code for a protein of 871 amino acids. Gene Ontology annotation, biological process: DNA-templated transcription; regulation of transcription by RNA polymerase II. Gene Ontology annotation, molecular function: zinc ion binding; DNA-binding transcription factor activity, RNA polymerase II-specific; RNA polymerase II cis-regulatory region sequence-specific DNA binding.
AUGCAGUCUCAGCCUCCCUCACAGCCAGUUCGGGGCAAUCGUCGCUCGACUGCUGGUGCCAAAUCUCGGAUCUGCGUCCAUUGUGGCCGCAGCUUCCGCCGUACCGAGCAUUUGGAGCGCCACGUUCGCACUCAUACCAAAGAAAAACCGUAUAUCUGCUUUUGUGGGGCAGCCUUCACUCGCCGGGAUUUGUUGAAGCGACACACCAACAUUGCGCAUCCUGGCAAUGGCUUGGUAUCGCCCAAUUCACAGCCUGAGACGGAGAGUGUAGAACCACAACCUCACCCGCGAGCAUCCGAGCCCGCCACAGUACCACCAGCACCAGUACCAGUUCCAGUUUCAGUUCCAGCUGCAGCUGCAGCUGCAGCGCCGCCAGGGUUCAUCGUCCCGCCGCCGACAUCGCGCCCGGACGCACCUCUCUCAGUGCCCCCGAAUGUGGAACAAUGGACCGGACCUCCACCACCGCCACCUCAACAACCUCCACGGGAGUCAUAUAUCACGCCAGAUCGAGCGCCCGUGCUCCAGCCUGUGAACCACGCUCCUCCAAGUAUACCGCCGCACAGCGGCGUGCUUGGUCACGAUGCGGAGGUUCUCGAGGCGGCCCAGCUCUUGCUUCCUGGAAAUUACCGACAUACUCCAGCUCCAGCCCAACCCAUGUCAUACCUUCCGGAAGAAUUGAACCACUUCCAAGACUUCACCCAUUUCCUCGACUCCAUUGGACUGCCAUCCGAAUGGGUCCCCGCUUUUGGAGAAGUGCCUCAGAUGCACAAUCCAGUGCCGGCAACUACUGUUCCAGACAUUGAACGGAACCAUACUCUCCAACAGGAUGCUCCGCGUCGGAGUAUCCCUGAGAGGUCUUCUCGGGGAGAUUCGCCCUUCCGAUCAUGGCUUCCAUCGGUGCCGCCUGAAGAUCAGAGCCUUGGCUCGGUUCACGAUUAUGAGCCCCCGCAGAGUGCCAGGAGUAGUUCUUCCUUGAAGGUGACAGAGGAGCAGAGACAGCGUUUGGCUGCUGCGCUCGAGGAGUUUCGCUAUCUGAUCCCAGAUUUCGUCCUGCCAUCGCGCCAUACACUGACCAGAUAUCUGACGUCGUUCUUUGACGGCUUCCAUACACAUCUACCUUUCAUGCAUGCUCCGACGUUCCGGAUUAAUGACCGUGCGCCGGAACUCGUGCUGGCUUUCAUGACCCUCGGCGCCCAGUACCGGUUCGAACACCGCAAUGCAGAACGGCUCUUUCAUGCUUCCAAGGAGAUUGUACUCUGCAGACUCUCGAAAGAGUCCCAUGGAGUGCCAUAUAACACCAUCGUUCAAAUCCCCUUGAAUCACAUCCGCGAUCCUGCACUGCCAAGCCAGGCAUCCCCUCUCCCACCUGCCGAGUUCGCUACAGGAAUGAGUGCGUGGAGGCAACUCGAAACCAUUCGCACUUUGCUAGCCCUCAUGGGAUACUCCACUUGGGAGAAGGCUGAGCUCGUUCAGGAGGCAUUCGGCCUGCAGAAUCUGCUUGUCCGAUGUCUUCGGGAAUUUGGUCUGGCAGAGAACAUCAUCGCUGCUCCAAGACACGGCCCAUUGCAAUGGCACGAGUGGGCCGAGGAGGAAUCCAUCCGACGCACUCGCUUUAUCUCCUUCUGUUUUGUUCACAUCCAUAGCAUAGCCUAUAACAUCUACCCGGUACUGCGCAGCAGUGAGGUUCACUUGCGCCUCCCGUGUUCUACCAAAGAAUGGAACGCAGCGACGGCUCACGAAUGGGAAGCUGCACAGAAGGAAGUCGGCUCCCAGCAGCUGUUCUUCCAGGACGCACUGGCCUUGUUGCUGCAACCAGCACGACAUCCAGUGCCGCUGGAGCCGAUUCCCGCGCCCCUCGGCAACUACAUCCUUCUUCACGGGCUUCUUCAACGCAUACACCUCGUAAGCGAGCUCUCCAUACCAAAUGGGGACCAUUCAUUUUCUCUCCCAACAGAGGAAUUGAACAAACUCGAGAGAGCUCUACGAACUUGGACAUCAGUUUGGCAACAAGCACCCGAAUCGAGCCUCGACCCUCAUAACGAGAACGGUCCCAUCCCUUUCACAUCUAGCUCAUUUCUAGGUCUAGCGUACGUUCGCUUGUCGCUGAACUUAGGGGCUUAUCGUCAACUCGAAACGCGAGAUCCAUAUCGCAUCGCUGCGGCGCUGCAUCGAUCGCCUCGCCCUAGCCGGAGCUACCAAUUAACACCUGCGCUCAUCUAUGCGGCACACGCCUUGAGCGUGCCAGUACGACUGGGCAUUGACCACGUGGCCCGCAGUCAAGCUUUCUUCUGGAGCGUUCGUCAUUCAAUUGCCAGCCUUGAAUGUGCGGUCUUGCUCAGCAAAUGGCUGCUGUCGCUGGCGGAAACCGGCGGCACUCAGAGUUUGAGCAGUAACGAAAGCCGCAUACUGCAUUGGACACGCUGUAUCGUCCAAGAGGCUUAUGAUUCCUUGGACCCAGAUAAAGACGAGACUUUUCCGGGUCUUGACCCUACCAGUCUUGGCCUGGCAGUCAUACAGCUGUGGGCUCGUCUGUUUCGGAAGAAUACACAGUGGCCCUUCAUCAAUGUGAUGGGCGAGAGCUUGGAGCAAUACUUGGACCUGAUUCGACCGGAGUAA